This is a messenger RNA of Manis pentadactyla (Chinese pangolin), 2497 nucleotides long. It is a transcript of the gene ZBED8L, whose product is annotated as family with sequence similarity 200 member A. The record is from RefSeq and is a predicted model, not a curated record. The coding region runs from base 211 to 1932 and encodes 573 amino acids. The transcript is spliced from 2 exons. NCBI's taxonomy places the organism in Eukaryota, Metazoa, Chordata, Mammalia, Pholidota, Manidae.
GUUAUGUUGCUGGGUUCUUGAGGGCGGAGGUGUUGGGUCUAGUCGCGCUGCCUUUCACUUCCCAGAGUCGCCUCCGUUUUCUAGCCCAGCACCCCCAGACUUCUCCGGGGUUCUCGGAUAGCAAAAACGGAUUUCAUUGAAUAUCUAGGGCAGAACAGUCCUGCAGACAGGCGGUUUGGAUCAAGCGAGCCAGUUCUCUGAACCUGAACAAUGACUGCUGAAUCAAGGGAUACUACAGAUUUCUCUCCCCAGGCUACCCAAGAGAUGGAAGGCAUAGUGAUAGUGAAAGUGGAGGAGGAUGAUGAGGAUGACCAUUUUCAAAGGCAACAAAACAACAUAGAAGUAUCACCACAAUUUCUUAGUCGUUCCACAACUAUGAAUGAGAGAGCCUUACUAUCAUCCUAUUUAGUUGCAUACCGAGUGGCAAAAGAGAAGAUGGCUCACACAGCUGCAGAAAAAAUUAUUCUCCCAGCAUGUAUGGAUAUGGUACGUACGAUUUUUGAUGAUAAAUCUGCUGACAAAUUAAGAACUAUACCUCUUAGUGAUAAUACAAUAUCUCGUCGAAUCUGUACUAUUGCAAAACAUUUAGAAGAAAUGCUUAUUACACGGCUACAGUCUGGUAUAGAUUUUGCAAUCCAGCUUGACGAGAGCACGGAUAUUGCAAGUUGUCCAGCACUUUUGGUUUAUGUCAGAUAUGUGUGGCAAGAUGAUUUUAUAGAGGAUCUGUUGUGUUGUUUAAAUUUAAGUUCACAAAGAACUGGAUUCGAUUUAUUUACCGAAUUAGAAAAGUGCAUUGUUGGCCAAUAUAAAUUAAACUGGAGAAACUGUAAAGGAAUUUCCAGUGAUGGAGCAGCAACUAUGACUGGAAAACAUAGCAUAGUUAUUGAGAAAUUGUUAGAAGCAACCCAUAACAGUGCUCCUUGGAAUCACUGUUUUAUUCAUCGGGAAGCUUUGGUAGCCAGUGAAAUUCCACCAAGUCUAAUGGAUGUACUGAAAAACGCAGUGAAAAUUGUGAAUUUUAUUAAAGGAAGCUCAUUGAACAGCCGACUUCUUGAAAUACUUUAUUCAGAGAUUGGAGUUAACCAUACCCACUUACUGUUUCAUACAGAAGUUCGUUGGUUGUCUCAAGGAAAUGUACUGAGUAGAGUAUAUGAACUCAGGAAUGAGGUUUACGUUUUUCUCACUGAAAAGCAAUCUCAUUGGGCAAAUAUUUUUAAAGAUGACAUUUGGGUGACAAAAUUGGCAUAUUUAAGUGAUAUUUUUGGCAUUCUUAAUGAAUUAAAUUUGAAACUACAGGGGAAAAAUUAUGAUAUAUUUCAGUAUCUUGAACAUAUCCUAGGAUUCCAAAAGACAUUACUGUUGUGGCAAGCAAGACUUAAAACUAAUCGCCCCAGCUACUAUAUGUUCCCAACAUUGUUACAACACAUUGAAGAGAACAUUAUUAAUGAAGACUGCUUAAAGGAAAUAAAAUUAGAGAUACUGUUGCAUCUCACUUCUUUGUCUCAAACCUUUAGUCAUUACUUCCCAGAAGAGAAAUUUGAAGUAUUAAAGGAAAAUCUUUGGGUGAAAAAUCCAUUUGCUUUUCAAACCCCAGAAUCAAUCAUUGAGUUAAACUUGGUGCCUGAAGAGGAGAAUGAGUUACUGCAGCUCAGUUCAUCAUUCACACUGAGGAGUUAUUUUAAGACACUAAGUUUAUCUGCAUUUUGGAUUAAGAUUAAGGAUGGAUUUCCAUUGCUAAGUACGAAGAGUAUAUUGCUGUUACUACCAUUCACAACUACCUGUUUGUGUGAACUCGGAUUUUCGAUCUUGACACGAUUAAAAACAAAGAAAAGGAAUCGGCUCAACAGUGCACCUGACAUGCGUGUGGCCUUAUCUUCAUGCAUUCCCGAUUGGAAUGAACUUAUGAACAGGCAAGCACACCCAUCACAUUAAAUACAAUCUUUACAAAUUUCUUCGUACUUUUUAGGCUUCUUACUGUAUACUGUAUUUAAAUAUUAAUAAAAUUAUACUUGCAAUUUAAUAGGUUUCAUUUUCCAAUAUAGGAAGCAUUGUUUCAUGAAACUUGUUUGAGCUACAUGAAUGUGUGUGUACAUGUAUAUAGGAUAGUGAUGUAAAAGAUAUUUCUAUGAAUUAUGGUCAAUUUUUAAAAAUAGUGCUUUUCACACCCUUAGUUUUAUACUCAGAUCUGUUCUGUCCACUGCCACUGUUUGUCCAGAACCCCAUUCUGGUUCUCACCUUCUAUGUCUCUGUGUGCUCUGCCUUUUUUGUUCUAACUCCAGAAAGCGAGUCUUGAUGCUAAUCAGGGGUUAACAUCAUCAUCAUCACCGGGCUUCUGUACACAUGGGUGUGUGUCGUAAUUGUAGCUAAUGAGAUAUGCAGGACAGUCUGUUGGAAGGUUGUUGUGAAGGUUCCCCCUACUGUCAAUAAAAGGGCACAAGAGAGGAGGUAACACUGACGGUAACAUAAUUUCUGACUCUCCCUAAACUGUUCCUUAAAA